Molecule: messenger RNA, 3373 nt
Organism: Episyrphus balteatus (marmalade hoverfly)
Lineage: Eukaryota; Metazoa; Arthropoda; Insecta; Diptera; Syrphidae
Product: acyl-CoA Delta-9 desaturase-like
Exons: 6
Coding region: 286-1425 (379 amino acids)
Biological process (GO): unsaturated fatty acid biosynthetic process
Cellular component (GO): endoplasmic reticulum membrane
Molecular function (GO): iron ion binding; stearoyl-CoA 9-desaturase activity
Source: RefSeq, a predicted model, not a curated record
AUUAGAUCAGUUUGAAUUUAAACCGCGAGCCGUUCAUUUGGUUUUCAUGUGGUUUUUGUGCGCUCCCGUAACGAAAUAAAAUUAUAAGAAAACAACAACAAAUUUCUAUUCAAAUGGAAAUAUAUUUUAUCCAUCAAAAGAAUUGAAUUUCUUUAAAAAAAACCAACAAAAAUAAGAAAGAUAAAAGAAAAUUUACAAAAAAAAAUUUCCAUUUCUGUGAAAUAAAAAAAAAAAACGAAAUUUUGUUUAUCAAGGAGAGGAUAUCAUUAAAAAAAAGGUGAUAACAUGGCACCAAACGCAACAUCAGCAACUCAAGUUUUAGGCGAAUCGAUAGCAUCAUCCUGUGGAGCGGGAGGUGAUUCGAUUAAUAGCAAAGUUGAAGCUACAGGAGUUUUAUAUGAAUGCGAUGCAGAAACAACUGAUGGCGGAUUAGUUAAAGAUUUGGAAAAACUUAAACACGCCGAUAGACGAAAAAUAAAAUUGGUUUGGAGGAAUAUAAUUGCAUUCACAUACCUGCAUUUGGCGGCUGUUUAUGGAGCUUGGUUAAUGUUAACAUCUGCCAAAUGGGCUACAGUUGCCUUUGCAUUCUUUUUAUAUGUUGUAUCAGGAUUGGGUAUUACAGCUGGUGCACAUCGUUUAUGGGCUCACAGGUCAUAUAAAGCAAAGUGGCCACUAAGAGUUCUACUUGUACUUUUCAAUACAGUUGCGUUCCAAGAUGCCGCAUACCAUUGGGCUAGAGAUCAUCGUGUCCAUCAUAAGUUUUCAGAGACCGAUGCUGAUCCACAUAAUGCCACAAGAGGCUUCUUCUUCUCGCAUGUCGGCUGGCUGCUAUGCAAGAAACAUCCUGAAGUUGCUGCCAAAGGCAAGGGUGUUGAUCUAUCAGAUCUGAGAGAAGAUAAAAUUCUUAUGUUCCAAAAGAAGUACUAUAUGCUUCUUAUGCCAGUUGCAUGCUUUAUAAUUCCAACUUUUGUUCCAAUGUACUAUUGGGGCGAGUCAUUCCUUAAUUCUUGGUUUGUAGCUACAAUGUUCCGGUAUGCUUUCAUCUUGAAUGUAACAUGGCUAGUUAACAGUGCUGCACAUAAAUUUGGUGGAAAGCCAUAUGACAGGUUCAUCAGCCCAUCAGAAAACCAAUCUGUUGCAGUUCUAGCUUUCGGUGAAGGUUGGCACAAUUAUCAUCAUGUCUUCCCCUGGGAUUACAAAACCGCUGAAUUGGGAAAUUAUCGUCUAAAUCUAACAACAGCUUUUAUUGAUUUCUUUGCCAAAAUUGGUUGGGCCUACGAUCUUAAAUCUGUUUCAGCUAAUAUCAUCGAAAAACGUGUCAAACGAACUGGUGAUGGUACACACGCCACAUGGGGCUGGGGCGAUAAAGAUCAACCUAAAGAAGAAAUGGAAGAUGCAUUAAUUACGCACAAGAAGGAUGAUUAAAAAAUCAAGUUCCCAAAGUAUCUAUAAAACAAAACAAAAAAUAAACUUGUAUAGUCUAGACAUGGUCCGGUUGAGACGUUAAAAAAAAUAAUAAAUAAAAAUAAAACGUUGCACCAUGUGUGUCUAUUCUAUUCUCUGCCUGACUGUGUUAAUAAUAAAAAUAAAAAAAAAAAACAAUCUCUCUUUAUUUUCAUUAUAAAUAUAAAAAAAAUUAAAUAUAAAAAAAAAUACACACAACUAAUGUUCUCUUCAUUUUCUUAAUUAUUUCUAAAUUUGUUUUUCAAAAAUACUAAUAAAUUAUUUUACUCUAAUUUUCGGCCACAUUUAACUUUAAGUAUUUUUUUUUUCUUUAAACAAAAUGAAAACAAUAAAAAAAUAUAAUUCUAUCACAUUAUAUAGUUUUGGUACGGAAAUUAAUAAGAAAAAUGGAUUUAACAUUAUUAAAGUAAUAAUUAUUUUUUUAAAUCAAGAAAAAUUUAGUAUUUAUAUGUGUUAAAUAAUAAUAAAAACAAAAAUAUAAAAAAAAGAGAUAAAAUUAUAUGAGAAAAAAUAAAAAUUAAUCUGUUAAGUAUUCUGGUAAAAAUAAAUAAAAAUAAUUUAUGAAAAAUAAAUUUAAUAAAAAAUGGGUAACAAAAUUUUCUCUGUCAAGAUUGAUUGCAUACUUUUAGGAGUUCUUCCCAUUUUGAAGUGAUAAGAGAAUUUAUAUGUUGUUCUGAAAUAGAAUUUACAAAACAAACCAAACUGGUGAUUGAAAUCAAAACCUUUAAGGCAUUAAAUGUCAAGUGUAGUUUCGUUUAAAACCAAAAUAUUCAUAAAAUUUUUCUAAAUUUGAUUAAAAGCUUGUUUAUGACAUCGUCACAACAUUUCAAAACUUGGCAAUAAAUAUCAUCACAUAAUUUAUUUAUUAUCUGCGAGUUAAAAGAACACUAUCACCUGUCGAAAUUUUGUAGAAAUAUAGUUAUUUUACUUUUUUGGAAAAACUAGUACAUAUUCAUAUUUAUGACCUAACCCACUAACCUCGGUUUCUUGCGUACAAAAAAAGAGCUGGAAUCGUAUAUUUGUUGCAAUAAUUAAAAAGAAAAUAUAAAUAAAAAACCGUUAUUCGGAAAGUUAGAACUAAAAUUUAUAGUUCAUUCUAUUGUUAGUUUAUUAAAAAAUAACAAACAAACAAAAAACUACAAAACAAAACUGAAUAAAAAAGCUUUUAACCAACAAUUUACUGGAUAAGAAUAAAAUUACUUAUUAUACACGCCUAAUUUUAUACAUGCAUUGAAAUAUGAUUUAAAUUUAAUAAAAUGAAAAAUAGUAUUUUCUGGAUAUACAUUUUUAAAUUUUUUUUUUUUAAAUAGAGAACAAGAGUUUUUAUUUUAUCUUUAUUUUUUUUUUAUUUUAUAAAAGAAAAAAAUAAUAAAUUUACAGCAAAGUUUAUGUGUAAAAAAAAAUGUUUGUUAUAAAAUUUGGCAUAACUAUAUUUAUUAUAUGUAUAUGUGUCCUGACUGUUUACACAAAGUAACGAAGUAUGUAUUUUACUUCGGAGUACAUUUUUUGAUAUCAUUUUAUAAAAAACAAAAAGAAAGAAAGAAAUAUUCAAAAUCUGUAAAACAGAAUAAAAUUUAUAUUUCUUAAAUAUUAACAACAAUAAAUAGACAAAUGAAAAAUUAAACUACAUUAAACGAUACAAACACAACAAAAGAAAUAAAAAAAAAUAAAUUCAUGUAGCCAAAAUCUGUAAUUUUUAAUAUAAAAUUAUUAGAUAACUUAUAAUUAUAAUGCUUACAUUAAUAAAAAAAAAGAAGAAAAAUUUGAUCAAAACACACUUAAAUCAAAAAUAAAAGCAAAAAUGUAAGAAAGAAAUACCAAAAGAAGAACAAACAAAAAAUCUGAAAAUAAUAAUAAUUAAAUUCUAAGGUAUACUAACCAUGAAGCAAAUUAAAUGUGAAUUGGAAUA